GAAAUAGCAAGAUUUGAAGAAAUUGAUCAUAAUAUGAGAAUCAUGGCCGGAAGCAAAGGAAGAACCGUUCAGAAUGAAACCGCGGCUUUGGGACCGAAAGUGUUUGGAUCAAUUGAGCAAGUUCGACAUGACCGCUACAAUGAGUCUCUCAAACUUCCGGCAAUGAAUGGUCUGGCGGCUUUGCAACAAUGCGCAUCUUGUCACUUUACCAGCAUCACAUGUCCUCACACGGAGAAACACCUUGAACGGGAAAUUAUACAAGGAAGAUCCGUAAUAUUCGCAUGGGAGUUGGCAAACGAACCACAAAUAGUUUGGAGAAAGAUUGUCAGGACAUGGAUCGAAGAAAGUGCAAGGGUAAUCAAGGAUCUGGAUGCAAAUCACUUGGUGACGACAGGAGCCGAAGGGAAGAAUGAAAAGGAUUGGAAAUGCGCAAGUGCAGCGAUAUUG
Messenger RNA from Paraglomus brasilianum, 447 nucleotides. Lineage: Eukaryota; Fungi; Glomeromycota; Glomeromycetes; Paraglomerales; Paraglomeraceae. The record is from the annotation of a GenBank genome assembly.